AGCAAAAACUCCUCCUGCCUGUUUCCUCUGUUCGUGCUCAGUGGGAUUUUAACUGUGUGGACAAUAUGACUAAAUGUGUGAAAGUCGUGAAGUAAAGAACUGUGCAGGAAGAAAGGAAAGCGGCAGAGUUUGGGAAUAAAACGAGCAUAAUAACGACACCGUCCGUCCUCCUGUCCGUCCACCGCGGCCCGUCUGCCUGUGAGCCGUCCUCCUGCUGGCCUGUGGGACUUCAGGCGAAAUUAGAGAGUCGUUAAAGUCCCCAGAGACAGUUGCGUUCACUGGGCGUAGGAACACAACUUCAAUGGGACUUCCACAGAAGAAACAGCUGAACUCUUCCAUCUUAUUCUGAAACAUAAUGUUCACAGCACUGCUGGUUGCCCUGGUGAUUGGAGGAUUGAUUAUCUUCCUGGUUCAGAGGCGGAAGAACCAGGUUCUGAAAACCGAGGAUGGUUGGUGGGGGGCUGGAGCGCCCUCUGAUGGUGAGGAAGACCUCACCAUCCGGUCUUUUAAAGUAACCACCAGUGAUGAGGAGCUGGAGGACCUGUAUAGGAGGAUGGACCAGACCCGUCCUGUUCCCUCGCUGGAGGACAGCCAGUUCCAUUAUGGCUUCAACUCCCACUACCUUCAGAAGGUGGUCUCUUACUGGAGAAAGGACUUUGACUGGAGGAGACAAGUGGACAAACUGAACCAGUACCCACAUUAUAAAACCAACAUUGAAGGCAUUGACGUUCAUUACGUGCACGUAAAACCCAAGACGGUGCCUGAGGGGACAAAAGCCAUUCCCCUCAUAAUGGUCCAUGGCUGGCCCGGCUCAUUCUAUGAGUUCUAUGGGCUGAUCCCCAUGUUAACAGAGCCUUCGGAUCCUGGUCAGCUUGUGUUUGAGGUGGUGUGUCCAUCCAUUCCAGGCUACGGCUUUUCUGAAGCACCGCGGAAGAAAGGUUUCGAUUCUGUAUGUGCUGCACGCAUCUUCCACAAGCUGAUGAAGCGUCUCGGUUUCCAGCAGUUCUAUGCUCAUGGAGGAGACUGGGGCUGGCUGGUCACCACUAACAUGGCUCAGCUGGAGCCCAAAACUGUUAAAGGUCUGCACGUGAACUUUGCUGCGCCCUCCAAGCCGGGGCUGCUCAUGACUUUGUCCAUCUUGCUUGGCCGCCGCUUCCCUAAGUUGUUUGGAUUCACUGAAACAGAUGUAGAGCGACUCUACCCCUGCAUGGAGAAGUUGGUGUUGGAAUCCAUCAAAGAAUCCGGCUACAUGCACAUCCAGGCGACCAAACCCGACACAGCUGGUCGCGGGUUGAAUGACUCUCCUGUCGGUCUGGCUGCCUACAUUCUGGAGAAGUUUUCCACAUGGACACAUCAUGACUUCAGGAACCUGGAAGAUGGAGGACUCACCAGGAAGUUCUCUCUGGAUGACCUGCUCACCAACGUUAUGAUCUACUGGACUUCAGGCUGCAUCGUUUCUUCAAUGAGGUUCUAUAAGGAAAACUUUGGCAAAGGUCUGGACGCACCCCAUGCUAAGAUACCGGUCUUUGUUCCCACGGGCUUCGCCUGCUUCCCCAACGAGUUGAUGCAUACACCUAAGCUUUGGGUCAAACAGAAAUACCACAACCUCGUCAGCUAUUCUCCCAUGCAGCGCGGCGGCCAUUUUGCUGCUAUGGAGGAGCCCCGGCUGAUGGCGGAGGACAUCCAGCAGUUCAUAAGAUCAGUGGAGGAGAUGAUGAAGAAGAAGGAGUAGAAGGUCGAUGAAUAAGAUGCCAAAUGUUUUCUCCUGCAUUUAGCCAAGAAAGGAGGUGAUUUUUUUUCCCCCCCCUUAGUGGAAUCAGAAGAUUUUAGUGGAUUAUAACAACACAUAUUUGGGGCAUGUAGUAUUUAAAUAGCCACUCACAACACACACCUAGCUGUCAGAUGAAAGCAACUAAAUAACUAGAGGCCUUUAUAUUACAGUUAUUUGUUGCAGAAAACAUGUAUUUCAGAAAAAAUGUUCCAUCAUUAUUUCAUCAUUAGUUCUCCUUCAAUCACAGCGUAGUAAAACUGACUGGUUUUAGAGCUGGUUUGUGUUAAUAGACCAGCUGUUUUGUGGAUAUCUAGGCACUUCACUCACUGCAGCCUGGAGUGUUGAAAAGAGUAGAGUGAGCAGCUGCAGAUGGGAUGUCAGGGGGUAGCCAGUGUUAUUGUGUUGACAGCAUAGACAAGGUGCCAAGCAUUCCUCUGACUGAUAGCAGAAGUCCUCCACACUCAGACCACAGCCUUGCUGACUAGUCAGGUUUAAUAUUCAGCCGCGUUGCCGUUUAGAUGCAUUUCUGUUUUCCUGGAGUCAAUUAAAAAAUUGAUUAAAGAGGCUGUGUUAUGCAACAUGUACUUUUUUGAGCUUAUAUCAUGGUAUAGUGUUAUUCCCUUAUCAAACCAUAUUUGAGUGUUGCUUAGAUUCUUUCUUACACAUUUCAGAAAUAGUUUAGUCUCCAUUGCAACCUUUCAGCUGGGCCAUGUUGGCCCUUGCUCCUCUUUCGAGACGCAUCUCCUCCUCAGAGCUGCAGUUUCCAAGUUUCCAUCUCACAGAGCAGCCACAAAUUCCCCACUCAGCUCCUUCAGAGCAGCCAGCAGCAAUUAGCAAACACCUGUUGAGACUCAUCUCAGUGAAACGUUGGUAAAAAUGUUGUUAAAGGAUUAAUAGAGGAGUGCUGUUGUGAUGAUUUCCAGAAGGCGGUGUUUCAGGAACAGCAGGAGUUUUUAAAGAGACAAAGGCCCAAUUUCAAGGCAUGAAAUAACAAAGUCAAAUUUCUUGAGUCAUAUUUGAUGUUUCAUUUUCAGAACAACUGAAAGUAACUAUCAUUUUAUAGCACAAUCAAGUGACUAUAUGUGUGGAAAAUACACAAUACUGAAUCUUUAAUGAGUAAAACAAAAGUCUUAUCAAUCCACUAACAAUUAAAUGAUAAGCGUCCACUUUCUUGAAAACCUGAGUUUUCUCUUGUACCAAGAGGACCAACCAUCUUUGCAUAACAUGAAUAGCUAAACUUUUCAUAAUAUCCCGAAUAAAAGAUAAAUAAACAUUUCAAUUUUAACAUUAUUUGGUGUAAGAUGUAAGAAAGGGUGACUGAGUAAACCAUUUAUUUAUUUUUUGUUACUGUUCUGGAAUGGCCCCGCCAUCUUUAUUUUUGUCUCUGGCUCUGCUUAUGGAUGCCCAGCAGCACCCUCUGCUGGAUGGCGACCACAGCACAACCUCUAACAGAAGGUCUGGACGUUAUUAGUUCAUCAUUUAGCAGCAGUUUCAAUUGAUUACCUUCUGGUAAUCAAUUGAAACUGAAUACUAUUUUUCUUAUUGAAAAAUAGUAUUUCUUCUGCCAAAGAAUAUUCUUUGUAAUGAGUGGUAAAAAUCCCUGACAUAAAUGUACACAUAAACAAAAUAAUCACUAUUAAAUCUAUUUAGUUUAUUGAUGUAGAGCCAUUUCAUAGCAAAUGUCGCCUUGAGGCACUUUACAAAAAAAUAUUUCAAUUGAAUCAUACAUUCUGAUUGAUCCUAGUUAGAUAAUAUGAAGGUAUAAAUAAUCACACAAUUAUUUCACAAUAAUUACUAUAUCUGCUGUAUAGCAAACCUGCUGAGUCAUUGUUUUCUAUUGACAAGUCCAUUUCAUAAUAGAUCUACAUGAUCUUUCAAGAAACAUAAGCAUGUAGUGGUUGAAGAUACAGUGAUAAAGUUUAGAGUUUGAUGAAGAUUUGGAUAUGCAAUUAUUGAUCACUUAUUGGAAACAGAAGAGUCUUACAUGAAGACUUUAUGUUGUCGAAUGACAUAUUUAGAUGAUUUACUUGAAAGUGAAUGAAGGCUUUUUUUUGGUUUUCUUUAUUAAUGAAGAGUGCAAAAAUUUCCAACAUCAGGAUUUUUUUUUACAGUAGAAAUAUAUUUGAAAUUCAGCAGAUGCUGAGAUGUGAGUUUCACUAUUUCAGUAGUCUAACCCAGACUUUUAGCAGUGUGUUGUAUACCUCCAGAUAUAAUAAAAACUAAAACUAAAAGUG
Molecule: messenger RNA, 4005 nt
Organism: Poeciliopsis prolifica (blackstripe livebearer)
Lineage: Eukaryota; Metazoa; Chordata; Actinopteri; Cyprinodontiformes; Poeciliidae
Gene: ephx1
Product: epoxide hydrolase 1, microsomal (xenobiotic)
Exons: 10
Coding region: 356-1732 (458 amino acids)
Biological process (GO): epoxide metabolic process
Molecular function (GO): epoxide hydrolase activity
Source: RefSeq, a predicted model, not a curated record